UUGAAUUCACAGGCGAAAGAGUUCAACAAUGAAGUCUACAAGUUUUACUUGUGUGUUGGGGUGUGCGUUGCUUAUCCUGGCACCGACUGGUCCUGUCCAAGCAAAGAGUUUGUUAGCAAUCAUGUCUAAACAGGCGGAAACACUCCAGCAUGGUCUUGAUUUGGCUUCCAAGGUCGGGGAUAUAGGUUCUCGAACAUAUGGCGUAGCAUUUACAGUCGUUCCAUCGAGCACAACAACCUAUAGUUCUGGGUCCACCAUACAAUUUAACCGACUGAAAUAUAAUCAAGGCAAUGGUUUCAAUACUAGCAACUACCGCUUCACUGCUCCCGCUGCUGGUAUGUACGUCUUCUCUUGGAGCCUUUCUAUCCCCAGUAGCUAUGUGGGAAAUUCGAACUUGUUAAAAAAUGGCAGCAUCUAUCAUCAACUCAACUGCCAGAAAACUUACCAACAAUGCGGCGCCACCGUCACAAUGUGGCUGAACAGGGGGAACCAAGUCUGGGUCACGUCCGCCUAUUCCAGUAUCUACGUGUAUGCCACAUAUUCGUCUUUCUCUGGGUGGAAAAUCAACUGAAAACUGUAUCAGCAUUGAUUUUUAUCAAUAAAGGGAAAUGCAUGUAAACUAUAUCUUGU
Magallana angulata is the source of this 630-nucleotide messenger RNA. Its product is annotated as caprin-2-like. Gene Ontology annotation, molecular function: protein binding. The transcript is spliced from 3 exons. NCBI's taxonomy places the organism in Eukaryota, Metazoa, Mollusca, Bivalvia, Ostreida, Ostreidae. Bases 29 to 571 code for a protein of 180 amino acids. The record is from RefSeq and is a predicted model, not a curated record.